UCCAUAAUGGAGAAACAUUCUCAUACUGUAAAAAAAAAUUUAACAAAAAAACGUUUCAAAGGGAAAGACAAUUUUGAUGUAAAUGAACGUGAUUUAAAAGCAUUAAAAUUACAUAAAAAACACAAUAACAGAUUGAAGUAUGACGAGGAAGUCACGUCAGAUGAUGAAGAGUUUCCACUGGAGAAGACUAAGGACGUACAAAAUGAUUUAGAGGAAGACAAAAAAACACCAGAAGAAAUUCGAGUUAGUGUCGCGAAACGUUUUUUAAAACAUUUAAAAGAUACCUUACCUGAAACUGUUACAGAACACUUUCAAAAAAAUUCACAACAUCAGACCCAACGUUACCUAAGUGAUAAAGUAUCUAUCACUUUCAGUGAGUUUCUGAAGGGCCACAAAGACACAGUGACAUGUGUGGAUGUUUCACCUCAUGAUCCUAAUAAAGUAUUUACGGGUUCUAAAGAUUGUUCCCUUAUACAUUGGGACGUCGAAACGAAAAAGAAAAUUCGCUUUUUGGGAAGGCGGCAUCAUUUUUCAUGCGGUGGCCAUUUUGAAAAAGUUUUAGAUCUUGCUGUUGGAUGUGACGCGCAAACCAUUUUAUCUGUUGGCGCUGAUCAUGUUGUUCGUGUUUGGGAUGCUAGAGUUCCAUUAUGUGUUUCAACACUUUAUGGGCAUGGAAAAGCUGUUCGAGGUGUUUGUUUUGAUCCCAAUACUUCUGAUGCUCGCCGUUUUUAUACUAUAGGAGAAGACAAAUCAUUGAAAAUGUGGAAUCUUGAAUUGUCUUCUUGUGAAGAAACGUUUUUUGGCCACACUGCUCUACCUUGUUGUAUUGAUAUUUUAGAUAAAGGACGACCAGUAACAGGGGGAAUGGAUGCUACUGUUCGUGUAUGGAAAGUAGCAACAGAUUCUCAUUUGUUAUUUAAUACAGAAAUGGAAACUGUUGAUUCCGUUGUUCAAUUAAAUAGUCAUCGUACCCUUUCAGGUCAUCAGAAUGGAACGAUAAUGUUAUGGUCUGUUGGAAGCCGUAAACCCUUAAGUGUUGUCCAUAAUAGUCAUGGUACUGGUUCUUGGAUUACGUCGCUUGGAUGUAUACGCCGAUCAGAUGUUUUUUUUUCUGGUAGUGAUACCGGUUCUAUCAAACUUUGGAAAAUACAAGGAAAUUUUUCUAAUCAUAAAGACAUUCAAGAUACUAAUAAACACAAAGGUUCCACUGAAAUUUUUCCCAUAGACCAUCAAGCUAUUCCUAUUGCUGGAGUUGUAAACCAAAUAACAACAUCUGCGGACGGGUCUUUUUUAUACGCUGCAGUAGGAAAAGAACAUUCUUUAGGAAGAUGGAAGCACAUUAAAGAGGCAAAAAAUGGAUUAUUAGUAACGAAAAUUAAUUGUGAGAUGGAUGAAAUGAACUGCAACACAUCUGCUUGAGUAUUAUAAUUUUAUUCAAUUCAUUUUUUCUUUUUAUUAAAAAUUUUUUUUUUUUUGGUUUAAAUAAUAUAAAUAGAUUGCUAAAUUGUACAUUCUGUUUCA
Messenger RNA from Hylaeus volcanicus, 1521 nucleotides. RefSeq names its product U3 small nucleolar RNA-interacting protein 2-like. The record is from RefSeq and is a predicted model, not a curated record. Lineage: Eukaryota; Metazoa; Arthropoda; Insecta; Hymenoptera; Colletidae. The transcript is spliced from 9 exons. The coding region runs from base 7 to 1419 and encodes 470 amino acids. Gene Ontology annotation, molecular function: protein binding; snoRNA binding. Gene Ontology annotation, cellular component: small-subunit processome.